Molecule: messenger RNA, 3405 nt
Organism: Nycticebus coucang (slow loris)
Lineage: Eukaryota; Metazoa; Chordata; Mammalia; Primates; Lorisidae
Gene: TAP2
Product: transporter 2, ATP binding cassette subfamily B member
Exons: 12
Coding region: 163-2274 (703 amino acids)
Biological process (GO): antigen processing and presentation of endogenous peptide antigen via MHC class I; peptide transport; transmembrane transport
Cellular component (GO): TAP complex; endoplasmic reticulum membrane
Molecular function (GO): ABC-type oligopeptide transporter activity; ATP binding; MHC protein binding
Source: RefSeq, a predicted model, not a curated record
GGGGAAGCGAAAGCGAAAGCGGCAGGAAUCUCCAGGGCCUCAAAUGAGAUCUGGGCACCGAGAGCUGAAGGGGCCAGGAAGUUGAGAGAGAGGGGGCUUAGUCCUUGGUGCUUAAGCGAAAGCCCCCGGAGCUGCAGUCCCGCCGCCGCGGCUGACGGCGCCAUGCGGCUCCCUGACCUGACACCCUGGGCCUCCCUGGUGCUGGUGGACUUGGCCUUCCUCUGGUUACUUCAGGGAACUCUGGGGUCCCUGCUUCCCCGGGGGCUUCCAGGACUAUGGCUGGAGGGGACUCUGCGACUUGGAGGGCUGUGGGGGCUGCUGAAGCUGGGCGGAGUGCUGGGAUAUGUGGGGACACUGCUGCCCCCGCUCUGCCUGGUGACUCCCGUGUUUCUCUCCCUGAGAGCCCUGGUCGCAGGGGCCUUGAGUGCUCCCCCCGUCAGGGUGGCUUCAGCCCCUUGGAGCUGGCUGCUGGUGGGGUACGGGGCUGCAGGGCUAAGCUGGGCUGUGUGGGCGGUGCUGAGCCCUGCUGGAGCCCAGGGGAAGGAGCAGGGCCAGGAGAAGAGCAAAGGCUUGAUGUGGAGGUUGCUGCAGCUCUCCAGGCCAGAUGUGCCCUUCCUGGCUGCCGCCUUCUUCUUCCUUGCUGUUGCUGUUUUGGGUGAGACAUUAAUUCCUCACUAUUCUGGUCGUGUGAUUGACAUCCUGGGAGGUGAUUUUGACCCUGAUGCCUUUGCCAGUGCCAUCUUUUUCAUGUGCCUCUUCUCCUUUGGGAGCUCGCUGUCUGCAGGCUGCCGAGGAGGCUCCUUCACCUACAUCAUGUCCAGAAUCAACUUGCGGAUCCGGGAACAGCUUUUCUCCUCCCUGCUACGCCAGGACCUCAGUUUCUUCCAGGAGACUAAGACAGGGGAGCUGAACUCACGGCUGAGCUCGGACACCAACCUGAUGAGUUCCUGGCUUCCUUUUAAUGCCAAUGUACUCUUGCGAAGCCUGGUGAAAGUGGUGGGGCUUUAUGCCUUCAUGUUCAACGUAUCGCCUCGACUCACCCUCCUCUCUCUGCUCAAUGUGCCAUUCAGAGUAGCAGCCGAGAAGGUGUAUAAUGCCCGCCAUCAGGCAGUGCUUCGGGAGAUCCAGGAUGCAGUGGCCAAGGCGGGGCAGGUGGUGCGGGAGGCUGUCGGAGGGCUGCAGACGGUGCGCAGUUUUGGGGCUGAGGAGCAUGAGGUCUGGCGCUAUAAGGAGGCCCUGGAACGAUGCCGGCAGCUGUGGUGGCAACGAGACCUGGAGCGAGCCCUGUAUGGGCUCUUAAGUCGGCUGUUGCACUUGGGCAUGCAGGUGCUGAUGCUGAGCUGUGGGUUGCAGGAGAUCCUGGCCCGGGAGAUGACCCAGGGCGGGCUGCUCUCCUUCCUCAUCUACCAGGCGGAAGUGGAGAAAUACGUGCAUACGCUGGUGUACAUGUUUGGGGAUAUGCUGAGCAACGUGGGAGCUGCUGAGAAGGUCUUUUCCUACCUGGACCGCCAGCCAAAUCUGCCCUGCCCUGGGGAACUGGCCCCCACCACUCUGCAGGGGCUGGUGGAAUUCCAGGAUGUCUCCUUUGCAUACCCCAACUGCCCUGACCAGCCUGUGCUCAAGGGGCUGACAUUCACCCUACGUCCUGGUGAGGUGACAGCGCUGGUGGGACCCAAUGGGUCUGGGAAGAGCACGGUGGCUGCCCUGCUGCAGAAUCUGUACCAGCCCACUGGGGGACAGGUGCUGCUGGAUGAGAAGCCUGUCUGGCAAUAUGAGCACCGCUAUCUACACAGACAGGUGGUUUCAGUUGGGCAGGAGCCUGUGUUGUUCUCUGGUUCUGUGAGGGACAACAUUACUUAUGGGCUGCAGAGCUGUGAGGAUGAUAAGGUGGUGGCCGCUGUCCAGGCUGCCCAUGCAGAUGACUUCAUACAGGAAAUGAAGGAUGGAAUAUAUACAGACAUAGGGGAGAAAGGGAACCAGCUGGCCGUGGGGCAGAGACAACGUCUGGCCAUUGCCCGGGCUCUCGUGCGGAACCCACGGGUGCUCAUCCUGGACGAGGCCACCAGUGCCUUGGACGCGCAGUGUGAGCAGGCGCUGCAGGACUGGAACAGUCUCGGGGACCGCACGGUGCUGCUGAUCUCUCACCGGCGGGAGACUGUCCAGCGCGCCCACCGGAUCCUGGUGCUCCAUCAGGGCGAGCUGCGGGAGCUGGACCAGCUCAGGGUGGGGAAGGACCUCUAUUCCCGCCUGGUGAGCCAGUUGCUGGAGGACUGAGGCCCCAGGACACUGAGCCUUCUGAGGACCAUCUCCAGGACCCAGGAGCAACUGCUCCUUUCAGUCUCCCUGGGCUGUGCCCUUGUGUAGUUAAUUGUCCUGAGCUGGAAGCGUGAUGGAGAUUUGGAGUACAAAUGUGCUUUAGAUGGGUGGAUGGGGGCUGGGGCGGUGCUAUGUCCAGGAACCUUAUUUCCUAGGUGAAUGAGCUUUGCCUGGUGCUGAGCAGUGCCUUGUUGCAUGAUGAAUGUAUUUAAAAUAUUUUCCUUACUAUGUAAACAGUGGCACAUUUAUGUGAAAAAUUUAGGCAAUGUAGAGAAGUACAAAGAAGAAAUGUAAAACUACCUAGUUUUUUAUUCCCUGGUGAUGACUGUAGUUCCUUUUUGCUGGAGGACGUAACUAUUCACGAGGUUGCCUUUCUGUAUCCUUCCCAGUUCUCACCAGUGUCUGACAUUUGGGGAAUCUAGGGUGUGCACCGAUGGAGAACAGUUCCUUAAUAAAAAGCCAGAAUAGAGUUUUAAUAUGAGUAAGAACUAAGCCAGCGUUUUUUGUUGAUCACUUUUAUUUUUUUUUAAUUGUUAAAUCAUAGCUGUGUACAUUAGUGCAACCAAGGGUUACAAUGUGCUGGUUUCAUAUACAAUCCGAAGUAUACUCAUCAAACUGUUCAACGCAGCCUUCGUGGCAUUUUCCUCGUGAUUGUAUGUAGACAUUUGUAUUCUGCAUUUACUAAGUUUUGCCAUUCUAAGAUGCACCGUAGGUGUGGCCCCAGGCAUUACCCUCCCUCCACCAUAACCUCCCCCCUCCCUUCCCCUUCCUUGGCCCUUUCCCCAUAGUCUUGUACUAUAGUUGGGUUAUAGCCUUCAUGUGAAAGCUAUAAUUUAGCUUCAUAGUAGGGCUGAGUACAUUGGAUACUUUUUCUUCCAUUCCUGAGAUACUUUGCUAAGAAGAAUAUGUUCCAGCUCCAUCCAUGUAAACAUGAAAGGGGUAAAGUCUCGGUCUUUCUUUAAGGCUACAUAAUAUUCCAUGGUGUACAUGUACCAUAAUUUGCUAGUCCAUUCAUGGGUCCAGGGCACUUGGGCUUCUUCCAUGACUUAGCAAUUAUGAAUUGGGCUGCAAUAAACAUUCUGGUACAGA